Molecule: messenger RNA, 6315 nt
Organism: Oncorhynchus masou masou (cherry salmon)
Lineage: Eukaryota; Metazoa; Chordata; Actinopteri; Salmoniformes; Salmonidae
Product: smoothelin-like
Exons: 20
Coding region: 422-4021 (1199 amino acids)
Biological process (GO): actin cytoskeleton organization
Cellular component (GO): microtubule organizing center; filamentous actin
Molecular function (GO): protein binding
Source: RefSeq, a predicted model, not a curated record
CUUUCUGUUUCAAACUCCGGUUCUCGUAUUCUAAAGGUUUUAGGAGAGAUAAGUAAUAAAAGGCAGAGUUUAAAAAGUAUAUGUUUUUCCAUCUCUAUAGCACUCAAGUCGUUUUUUAUUAACGUAAUCCAAAAGUUAUUUUGUGGCAGGAAUUUGCAUUGUGAUAAGACAAGUUCUAUGUAAAGUUGCUUGGAAGAAACCGUAAAUAUUCGAGCAGGUGGAGCAUCAAUUCCGACACGUGAAAGGGAGACAAUUGUUGCCAGCAUUUGUAUCCUGCUGGUCUGCUUUAGUAAACGCAUAGGGUCCCCACGUUUAACGCGCCUGGUUCUUUGUUUGAAGGACGUUUCCAAAUCAAAAGCCGGCUUUUUCUUCCUUUUUGAACAUUUUACCUGUCAUUGUGACGUUACCCUAAAUACUGAAAAUGUCAGCUGAAAGAUAUUCAACAUUGGAUGAACCGUCGCUUCGGAACAUGCUGGAUGGGACGAUGGAUCUGGAUAAGAGACGGCUGAUCCGUUCAGCCAUCAGAGAGCUGAGGAGGAGGGAGAUGGAGGACAUGGAGGCAGCCCUGUCCAGAAAACGCUUCCGGCCAACAAAUCUCAGCCAGAACGACAACAAAGAGAACCAACUCACACAUAGGUCAGAAUUGGGGGGCUCCCUAGACGUGCUCUCUGUGAAACUACAAGCCAUCCAGGACAUUGAGGAACUGACUGGACUGCUGCGCGGUGCCAAUGAGUAUGAGGAGAGGAAACUGAUCAGAGCUGCCAUCUGCCGCCUCCGAGACGAGGAGCAGCAGGGUACAUGGGAGAAAGGGAGGACCACCGGCCAAUGUCUGGAGUCUGAGGGCCUGGAGCUCCAAAGCAGCCUGGGAACAGGGGACACAGAGAAGGAGAAGCUUAGCGAGCGAAAGAGAAUCAAGUCUCAGAUCCGGGAGCUACGGAGCCACGAGACGCAGCAGGGCAGAGAGCUGCACAGGACAGACUCCAACUCAGGCAUGGUUCUGGUUCUGGACCCCCUGGUGAGGGAUGAAGUCCCGGGCCCUCUGCUGACCCGCCCACCGACCCGGGAUCCUGUGACAUCAUCAGAGCCGGACGUGGUCUUAUCCCACCGCCAGCGUUUUGACUCGACAUCCUCAGAACGCAGCCUGGCCUCCAGGCCCCGUCUGGACUCUGGAGCCUCAGAGAAGAGUCUGGGUCUGGGCUCAGCCUUCCGGACCAGGGUGGAUUCUGGAGCAUCAGAAAAGAGCCUGGGCUCAGCCUUCAGGACCAGGGUGGACUCUGGAGCAUCAGAAAAGAGCCUGGGCUCAGCCUUCAGGACCAGGGUGGACUCUGGAGCAUCAGAAAAGAGCCUGGGCUCAGCCUUCAGGACCAGGGUGGACUCUGGAGCAUCAGAAAAGAGCCUGGGCUCAGCCUUCAGGACCAGGGUGGACUCUGGAGCAUCAGAAAAGAGCCUGGGCUCAGCCUUCAGGACCAGGGUGGACUCUGGAGCAUCAGAAAAGAGCCUGGGCUCAGCCUUCAGGACCAGGGUGGACUCUGGAGCAUCAGAAAAGAGCCUGGGCUCAGCCUUCAGGACCAGGGUGGACUCUGGAGCAUCAGAAAAGAGCCUGGGCUCAGCCUUCAGGACCAGGGUGGACUCUGGAGCAUCAGACAGAAGCCAGUGUUCCGCCCACAGAGGCAGACUGGACUCUGGGGCCUCAGAGUCCCACUUCAGACAGAGACUGGACUCUGGCACAUCAGACUCCAGUAUGGGACCGCCAGCCCCCCUGGGCUCUGAGACCUUUGACGGCGCAGGGCUCCUGUCACGGAAACGGUUGGACUCAGGGACAUCUGACGUGUUGUCUGUGGGCCGGAACCGAGUAGAGCAGCCAGAGGUGACCAUGAGUAGCUCCUCCUCCAACACAGACUCCGAGGCUGAAAGCACCAACCACCAUCCAGACCAGUCACAUCAAGACAGCACCACUACCAACCAUUAUCAGCCUGAUGGGGCCGUCCUAUUCAGGAAAGUCCCAGACUCCCACAGUGGCCUGCUCAAUGGCAGUGCCAAGGAAAGAGGAGACAUCCAGGAACAGAAGGUCAGAUAUACUUUACUCACUCCUCUCAGAAAAGCAAAUGAUGCAGUUCCUGAGAAGAAAGAGCCGGUUGUCUUGGCCCCGUUCGGCCGGGCUAAUUCUGUGCGGGACCGUAUGCGUAAGUUCACGGAGCCCAGUCCCAGUGUCCCGGUGCUGAAUAGGGGUUCUCAAGCUCUGAGGAACGCGACAGCCCCCAGUGCCCGAGUCCUAGGCAGAGCCACCCAGCUGAGUGAGGGGCCAGCAGCAGGGACAGCCAAGCAGACUGCAGUAACCACAGUAGUAUCCAUCACCACCCCUACAGACAGACCCGGGAGACCCCAUGUAGGCUCUACAUCCUACUCUUCAUCCGCCUCCUCAAAGAACCAUGUCCAAUGCCAGGGCACAGUUCAUCCAGGGGGCGUGGCCACCAAACCUCUACAAAGCGCUGCUCAAUCCUUGAACGCUGUAGGCGGGGCAAAGCAGGCAGCUGAAAAGCUGCGGCACGCCUCGGGCGGCUCAAAGGAAGACAAGACCACAGGGAGAGCAUCUGCACAGCGGGACAGCAAGGGAGCGGCAGACCCCGACAUGAAGACCUUCCUAACUAUCGAGAUCAAAGAUGGGCGUACCACCACCACCUCUUCAUCCUCUAGAGGCAACCUGGCUCCACGCAUCUCCACCAACCCCAUAGGUCAGAGAGCAGACUUGACCCUGGGCCUCAGAGCGACCCCCUUCAAGAUGUCCUCCUCCAGCCUUACCUACGGCUCCUCUUUCAAGAUGGCCUCAGAGCCCAUGUUGGCAGUGGAGCCCUCAGUGCGGGUGGCUUGCUGUCAGCCCCCAGCUGCUGUAACCAACGGCUCCUAUGCGCCACCUCGGGACAAAUUCGAAGAGUGCUCCAGAAAACUGACCGCAGAACAGCUGGCCGCCAUCGACGAUGAGGAGCUCCUGGAUAAAAUGCUGGAUGAGUCCAAGGACUUUGAAGAGAGGAAGAUGAUCCGACAGGCCAUGAGAGAUCUGCGUAAGAGGAAGAGAGAGGCCAAACUGGGAUGUACUCAGGAGGAAAUAGACCAGAGAGAAAAGGAGCGGGAGUUUCGUCUUGCGGAGCUUCGGCAGCAGAGAGCGGAGCAAACUCAGAAGGGUCGUACGGGAGGAGGAGCUGGAGAGGUGGUCAUGAGGAAGGUGGAGAUGUCAGCUGAUGGCUCCACCCUCAGCCAAGUCACCAAGACAGACCGCUUUGCCCAGUCUGGUGAUGGCAGCAGGACAGCUCACAGCACCAUCAUGGAGGCCAGUUAUGUGAAGAAAACAGACGUGGGGACAGUUCAGUCCAAGUCCUACAGCUGCUCCUCCUCUACCUCCAGCAGCAGCUCCACCAGGAAAGUGGGCAGUGUGUUUGACCGCGAGGACGACUCGGCGUCCCGUGCUGCGGAGCGCCGGCAGGCAGAGAAGCGCAAGGAGCUGAUGAGAGCCCAGACUCUGCCCAAGAUGUCCGCCGCACAGUCCCGCAAAGCCAUGAUCGAGAAACUGGACAAGGAGAGCGGAGGGCCAGGAAAUAAAGCAGUUGCCAAGGUGAACACAGUCCAGCGCUCGGCUAGCUGCGUGGUGCCCAAUGCCAACUCCAUCAAACAGAUGCUCCUGGACUGGUGCCGCGCCAAGACCCGCUCAUACCAGAAUGUGGAUAUCCAGAACUUCUCGUCCAGUUGGAGUGAUGGCAUGGCGUUCUGUGCCCUGGUCCAUAACUUCUUCCCAGAGGCCUUUGACUACUCCUCUCUCACCCCUGCCAACCGCAGACACAACUUUGAGGUGGCCUUCAGCACUGCAGAGGAAUGUGCCAACUGUAUGCCCCUGUUGGAGGUAGAGGACAUGAUGAUCAUGGGGAGGAAGCCUGACUCCAAGUGUGUGUUCACCUAUGUGCAGUCACUGGUCAAUCACCUGCGCAGGUACGAGAUGAAACUCGCCAAACUCCAGGGCACCAGCCUCUGAUCUGCUCACUGUGUAUCUUCCCCCAUCGCACCCUCUCCUGAGCCCUGGUCCUGAACACCACCCAUGUCCCAAAAGACAGCAGCCCCGACUCUGAGUGAGGGGUGUUACUGAUUUGCAUCUCUGAUGGCCAACAGGGUGGGGAGUGUGUAGGUGAUGGCAUCCAUCUUAUGAUUAUCUUUGUUGAUGGUGGUGGCAUGCCAGACAGAUAAAUUCCCUUCCUCUGAACACAUUUACAUUUAAGUCAUUUAGCAGACGCUCUUAUCCAGAGCGACUUACAAAUUGGACACAUUUGUUUAGGCUGUGCGAACCUUCCCGUCUUAAUAGAGCAUCUUUAAGCUUUAAUUGAUAUUUUAUACUGAUAUUUAGUUGAACAGCCUAUCAGUCACAAGGCAGUUCUAUACAUGGUUUGGAAGUCUGAAGAUUUAGCACCAACAAAACCCUACAUUAAAUGUACAUGAGAUAGGAACUUUACUGUAUUCCCUCACCCACAUUAAUGCCUACAUUUUUUAGUUUUCUGUGACAAUUGCAAGAUGUUACUCAAGUUGUUGGCGAUGAUGAAGAAAAAAAAUAUAUGAGGCAUUGUUAAUAUUCCUUCAGUCCCCACUCUGGUACUGUUAAAGGUGUUACCAAAUCUGCUAAACACAUCUAUUUGAAUUGUUUUAAAUAGUGCUUGGUAUGGAGGGAUGUUAAUUAUUAUUUGGUGGGUGCUUAUAUUUAUCCUAUUACACACACGUACAAGUAUUUAUUAAUACGCAUGUGUGAAUUUGAUUAUUUUUUGCAUAUCACAACGCUCCCUGAGACAUCCUCAAGAAAGUGGGAUCACGGCCAGGGUCUGGACCCUAGACCAAUUAGGAUUAAAUGCCUUGCUCAAAGGAUCAGACAGAUUUUUCACCUUGUUGGCUCGAGGAUUUGAAUUACCGACCUUUCGGUUACAAGCCCAACACUCUAACCCAGGGAUGGGCAACUCUAGUCCUCAGGGGCCGGAGUGGUGUCACUUUUUCUCCAUCCCUAUCAAACACAGCUCAUUAAACUAACUGCAUUCUAUACUGAAGAUCAUGAUUAGUUGAUUAUUGGAGUCAGGUGUGUUUGCUGAAGCAAAAGUGUGAAACCAAUCAGGCUCCCAAGGAAUGGAGUUGUCCAUCCUUACUCUAACCACUAAGCUAGCUGCUGCCCGAUGUUAUUCAGCAGCUGGCAUUAUGAAAUUGGCGGAUCCGUCUAUGCAGCACUAACGUAGCAGGUUUAAAGAAACGCAUGAGAAGGUUCUACAGAAACCAGAAGCAUCUGGUUCAGGCUUUGUCUCUUCUCUGCUUUUCCCCUGAAAACCGUAUGCUUUCAGGUUCUGCCGACCAACUGAAGGUGAUGCAAAACCGAUAUCUGAAUCUACAGACUCACUGAGGUUGAAGCCAGACUAGGUUGUGAAACUAUAAUUGUGUAUUUACACCACUCAGAAUAUUUACAUAAUUUUGGUCUGUGGAGAAACGGGUAACACCAGGUAAUCUAGAAACACCAAUGUGUGAUUUUAUCACACCUUUUCUCCUUGUCCUUGCCGCUGUUCGCUACAUUGGGGCCUAAAACAAAUCGUGGCAUGGGGUUGUCACAUUCACACUGCCAGCAAACACAUAGAAACACACAGCUCUUUAAUUAUGCUUGGGUAACAUUUUUGUUGGUGGUCAUACCAUAUGCUUUGAAGUUUUGUUUCAUGAGUCCAUCUAUGAAAACGUUUGUACAGGCAAUAGGUUGUUAUGGUAAUGUCAGUAUUUGUGGGCUCCAGAGUGGCGCAACGCACUGCUUCACAGCUCUAGAGGUGUCACUACAGACCCUGAUUCGAUUCCAGGCUGUAUCACAACCAGCCGUGAUUGGGAGUCCCAUAGGGCAGCGCACAAUUGGCCCAGCGUCGUCCGGGUUUAGCCGUCAUUAUAAAUAAGAAUUUGUUCUUAACUGACUUGCCUGGUUAAAUAAACAUUUGAAUAUGAAAAGGUUUAUUAGAGGCCAACCAAUCAAAUGUAUUUAUAAAGCCCUUCUUACAUCAACUGAUGUACAGAAACCCAGCCUAAAACCCCAAACAGCAAGCAAUGCAGGUGUAGAAGCACGGUGGCUAGGAAAAAUUCCCUGGAAAGGCCGGAACCUAGAGGAACCAGCCAACUUCCCUUCUAAAUUCUUGGGCCCAAUGAAAGCUGGCUUUCAGCUCAGUUGAUUAUGACAGGAGAAUAUUAAUGAUAAAGGCUGAAUGUACUUUAUUGCCCAUGUAUAUUUUCUGAAUUCUAGCUAAAUAAAAAUGUUUUAUGGUUUCUUUA